Molecule: messenger RNA, 3104 nt
Organism: Hyalella azteca
Lineage: Eukaryota; Metazoa; Arthropoda; Malacostraca; Amphipoda; Hyalellidae
Exons: 3
Coding region: 1075-2586 (503 amino acids)
Biological process (GO): regulation of transcription by RNA polymerase II
Cellular component (GO): transcription regulator complex; nucleus
Molecular function (GO): RNA polymerase II cis-regulatory region sequence-specific DNA binding; DNA-binding transcription factor activity, RNA polymerase II-specific
Source: RefSeq, a predicted model, not a curated record
UCGAGCUACAAAACUUGAAUUUGUCUGGGCGGGUCGUGAAGUUUUAGCCUUGAGUUAUUUUUUGUUGCCAUAUAUUAUAGUUUGUUGCCAUUUGUUAUAAUAAAUAGUUACAUAUUAUAAUCGUAAUUGUAGCCGCAAUAUAGAGAGAGACUUGGAAUUACGGUCUCGGUAAUUGAUAUGCAUAUACCCACGAAGAAGCGGUGACGGGACCGAGCUAUAAUUGUGUGUACACAUACAAGAGGAAUAUUGUACACAAAACAGUAUUGUACACACGGACACUUCAGCACGCGGUCAAGUGGCCUAUUGGCAAUCUGAUUGGCUGAAGCCAACACCGCCUGAAUAUUUUUAUCCAACCUAAGACCGCGCUCGGCUGCCAAUGGCGUUGCUCGUGAGAAAAUCCGAGCUUCCAUUGGACAAAAUCGGUGUGAAUGCUCCAAGCUCAUUGGAUGGAGCCAGGCUUUGGACCAAUAAGGAAUUGAUUGUCAUGGUCUUUUGAGGGGCAUAGCAAAAAUGAUGGCAAGAAGUGAUCAUAUAGCAAAAAGGAUCAUUCUCUGGCGUGGACGAAACCGAGGAACUACACGCGUAAACUGAGCCUCGCAGUGUUGAAUUCGAUAUGGCAGUUGAUUCGAAAGUGAUAUGAUCUUGUUGCGUUCGUUGUGUUGCAUACGCGCAGCAGAAGACAAUGAAGAACCAAAGUGCGCUUCUCAUAUUAUGGGGCACAGUGGCCAAACUUGCCGGUGUGCUGUGAAUUAAAUUCGGCCAAUUCAGAACCGUGUGAACUUGCGUGUAAAAAAUUCAUAAGUGAAUUUAUUUUUGAAACAAUUGUUGUUAAUGUUCUUCUAAAGUGUGAUAAACCAGAACCUCACUUUGAAGUUGGAAUUGAUCAAAACGAGUAUUCGUAAACUUUGGGAAGUACUUGAAAAUUUGUUCUAAAAAGUUUUUUAGAGUCAUCGUUCGAAUUUUGUUCAUCGUGACUCUGAAAUAGUAUACAAGUUUUUUUUAAUUAUAUUACAUAUGUUUCCUCUGGUGGUAUCAAUCUAUUAGCUAAUUUAAAAUAGGAAUUAAUAAAUUUUGAUGAAGACCGAGACCCAACGGCCCGCGUCUGCGGAGUCCUACGGAAGUUUUUCUAUGCCUUCUCCUGACGGGUUAAGCACACCCAACCCACGGGUUGCCUACUACACGAGCAUGAACUGCAGCGCCUCCAGCAUGACCAGCCUCUCCAACCUCGCUACCUUCCAAGGCUCCAUCCCAAAAAUUUAUAACCGAUCGUUCAAACACGACACAUUCACGCCCCCGCCCCACAUAGGCAUGGGAAUGUCCCCCAUGUCAUCACAGUCGUCAGUAACUACUCCCCCAUUAUCGUCAUCACCUUUAAGCCCUUCAGAACCAUUACGUAACAUCACAAACAACCUACAACUUAUUCACAUGAACUCACCCUUGAAUUUUACAGGCAAUAACUCGAGUAAUGCCUCGUCUAGUUCAGCAAACUUAUCACAUUCUUCAAAUCACAUCCCAACGUCUCACAAAUCUCCCUGUGUCAAAGCUCAGCCAUUAUCUCCACAAAUUUCCAAUGCAACUCACGAGGAUCCCAAAGACGAGCCCAAAAGUUCCGAGUCUCCGUCAUCUUUAUCAACGCCAAAUAAAGAUUCUCCAAAUUUAAGUUCUCCGACCUCUCCAAGAACAUCACCCAUCAAAAAUUCCCAGUUCAACCAUGAACAAAUCGACUGCAUUUGUGAAGUUUUAAUGCAGGCUCGGGAUAUGGAGAAAUUAUCAAAAUUUUUGAACGGGAUUCCAGCAUCUCAUUUUACGUCCGAAUCGACUUCCGAGGUGCUGUUGCGCGCUAAAGUCGAAGUGGCUUUUGCUAAAGCAAAUUACAAAGAAGUGUACAAUAUUUUGGAGUCAAGGGCGUUUCACAGCAACCACCACGCGCACCUGCAGGUAUUGUGGUACCGCGCGCACUACAAGGAGGCCGAGCGAGUGCGGCAACGACCGCUUGGCGCUGUGGACAAGUAUCGCAUCCGCAAGAAAUAUCCUUUGCCACGCACCAUCUGGGAUGGCGAGGAGACCAUCUACUGCUUCAAGGAGAAGUCCCGACUCGCCCUCAAGGAGUGCUACCGUCAGAACAGAUAUCCUACUCCAGACGAGAAGAAGACCUUGUCUCAUCAAACCGGCCUCACUCUCACGCAGGUCUCCAACUGGUUCAAGAACAGGCGGCAGCGAGACAGAAAUCCUGCGCCGAGACCAGAACACCUGCUUGGGGCUCACAUGGACCCCCACGCUGCAGGGCUCUCAAUGGACCCUCACGUGCACCCCGACAUGCGGGCCAUGUACCUGAGGGCCUCUGUGGCCCAUGGCUACGACCACGGCAAGAUGGCCGCCGGGUCCUACGACCCCAACAACGUUAUGUGCAUGGGCGGCAUGAGGGGGGCUCGGGCCGACGCCAUCUUGCACCACCUCCCCAACAUGGCGGCCAUGGGGGGGUACCCAUAUAAUGGUUAUGACCUGCAGGGGGUCGCUGGCCCCCAUGGGGGCGCCUUGCAUCAGGACCUCAGGGAGGACAAGUGGGUGGCGGCCGGGGUACAGUAGAGGCCCCGUAGUCACCUCCCCUGACAAAUGGCGUUGAAACGACGUUGAUUUCAACCGAAAAACGUUGAUUACGAGUUAAUUUCGUUACAGAAACGUUAAAUAAAUGUUAAAUCGACGUCAGAUGCCCGGCUGAUAAAUGGCGCUGAAACGACGUUGAUUUCGAUGGAAAAACGUUUAUUACACGUUAAUUUCGUUAUAAAAACGUUAAAUAAACGUUAAUUCAACGUCAGAUGCCCGGUGUGAGAUACGUUGCUCAAGUGUUGAAGCGCCUCAAGUGUACGUAAGCCGAUACGAUACGAGUGUUAAUUAUUACUUGCCCGUGUAAUAAAUGAUACUCGAUUGAUGAUUACAUUCUUAUGAGAAUGACAAGCACCUGUGGACUUUGUGAAAAAUAAUAGGUCAGUUACAAAAAAUUUAGCAUUCAAUGCUCAUGUAAUUUUUUUGGGUCAUAAUACGCAUAUAUUACAAUUUUGAGUGUGGAUUCCGUGGAUUUUUGAGUUAUGCAUUGACUUGCCUUG